Delphinapterus leucas (beluga whale) is the source of this 8146-nucleotide messenger RNA. It is a transcript of the gene KCNT1, whose product is annotated as potassium sodium-activated channel subfamily T member 1. NCBI's taxonomy places the organism in Eukaryota, Metazoa, Chordata, Mammalia, Artiodactyla, Monodontidae. The record is from RefSeq and is a predicted model, not a curated record. Gene Ontology annotation, molecular function: intracellular sodium-activated potassium channel activity; outward rectifier potassium channel activity. Gene Ontology annotation, cellular component: plasma membrane. Gene Ontology annotation, biological process: potassium ion transmembrane transport.
AGUCGCCAAUCGCUCCCGACUCGUUUGCUCCUCCGCUCCGAGUCGCAUUCGCCGCCAGCCCAAUGCCGCUCCCGGACGGGGCGCACAGCCCGGGGGGUGUUUACAGGGGGGCGCGCGGCGGGGGCCACACCAACCGGACCUUCGUGUUCGACGACGGCCGAUGCGCCGCCAGGCAGCCCGGCGCCGGGGACGGCGGCCGCGGGGACGGCGCGCUCCUGGACACUGUCAGCCUCAAGAUGAGCGACCUGGUCGAGGUCGUGGCCUUUCCACCGCGGUACCGCUUCCGGGACCUGCUGCUGGGCGACCAGUCCUUCCAGAACGACGACAGGGUCCAGGUGGAGUUCUACGUCAACGAGAACACCUUCAAAGAGAGGCUUAAGCUGUUCUUCAUCAAAAACCAAAGAUCCAGCCUGAGGAUCCGGCUGUUCAACUUCUCCCUGAAGCUGCUGACCUGCCUGCUCUACAUUGUCCGUGUCCUGCUGGACGACCCGGCCCUGGGGAUCGGAUGCUGGGGCUGCCCGAAGCAGAAUUACACCUUCAAUGAGUCGUCCUCCGAGAUCAAUUGGGCCCCCAUCCUGUGGGUGGAGAGGAAGACGGCUCUGUGGGCCACUCAGGUCACCGUGGCCGCCGUCAGCUUCCUGGAGACCACGCUCCUCACUUACCUCAGCUACAAAGGCAACAUCUGGGAGCAGAUCUUCCGCGUGGCCUUCAUCCUGGAGAUGAUCAACACGCUGCCCUUCAUCAUCACGAUAUUCUGGCCGCCGCUGCGGAACCUGUUCAUCCCGGUGUUUCUGAACUGCUGGCUGGCCAAGCACGCCCUGGAGAACAUGAUUAACGACUUCCACCGAGCCAUCCUGCGCACCCAGUCGGCCAUGUUCAACCAGGUCCUCAUCCUCUUCUGUACCCUGCUGUGCUUGGUCUUCACGGGGACCUGCGGCAUCCAGCACCUGGAGCGCGCGGGCGGCAACCUGUCCCUGCUGACGUCUUUCUACUUCUGCAUCGUCACCUUCUCCACCGUGGGCUACGGAGACGUGACGCCCAAGAUCUGGCCGUCCCAGCUGCUGGUGGCCAUCAUGAUCUGUGUGGCCCUCGUGGUGCUGCCGCUGCAGUUUGAGGAGCUCGUCUACCUGUGGAUGGAGCGGCAGAAGUCGGGGGGCAACUACAGCCGCCACCGGGCCCAGACGGAGAAGCACGUGAUCCUAUGUGUCAGUUCCCUCAAGAUCGACCUGCUCAUGGACUUUCUGAAUGAGUUCUACGCCCACCCCCGGCUGCAGGACUACUACGUCGUCAUCCUGUGCCCCACCGAGAUGGACAUCCAGGUUCGCAGGGUCCUGCAGAUCCCCCUGUGGUCCCAGCGGGUCAUCUACCUCCAGGGCUCCGCGCUCAAGGACCAGGACCUCAUGCGGGCCAAGAUGGACAACGGGGAGGCCUGCUUUAUCCUCAGCAGCCGGAACGAGGUGGACCGCACCGCAGCGGACCACCAGACCAUUCUGCGCGCCUGGGCUGUGAAGGACUUUGCCCCCAACUGCCCUCUCUACGUCCAGAUCCUCAAGCCCGAGAACAAGUUUCACGUCAAGUUUGCAGAGCACGUGGUGUGUGAGGAGGAAUGCAAGUACGCCAUGCUGGCCCUGAGCUGCAUCUGCCCGGCCACGCCCACCCUCAUCACGCUGCUGGUGCACACGUCCCGCGGCCAGGAAGGCCAGGACUCACCGGAGCAGUGGCAGCGCAUGUACGGACGCUGCUCGGGCAACGAGGUCUACCACAUCCGCAUGGGGGACAGCAAGUUCUUCCGCGAGUACGAGGGCAAGAGCUUCACCUACGCUGCCUUCCACGCGCACAAGAAGUACGGCGUGUGUCUCAUCGGCCUGAAGCGGGAGGAGAGUAAGAGUAUCCUGCUGAACCCGGGGCCCCGGCACAUCCUGGCCGCCUCCGACACCUGCUUCUACAUCAACAUCACCAAGGAGGAGAACUCGGCCUUCAUCUUCAAGCAGGAGGAAAAGCAGAAGAAGAAGGGCUUCGCGGGGCAGGGGCUGUACGAGGGGUCGUCCCGCCUGCCCGUGCACAGCAUCAUCGCCUCCAUGGGGACAGUGGCCAUGGACCUCCAGAACACGGAGUGCCAGCCAGCACAGAGCGGCGGAGGCAGUGGGGGCAGCAAGCUGGCACUCCCCACGGAGAACGGCUCGGGCAGCCGGCGGCCCAGCAUCGCGCCCGUGCUGGAGGUGGCUGACAGCUCGACCCUGCUGCCCUGCGACCUGCUGAGUGACCAGUCGGAGGACGAGAUGACGCCGUCGGACGAGGAGGGGCUGUCUGUGGUGGAGUACGUGAAGGGCUACCCCCCCAACUCGCCCUACAUUGGCAGCUCCCCUACCCUGUGCCACCUCCUGCCCGUGAAAGCCCCCUUCUGCUGCCUGCGGCUGGACAAGGGCUGCAAGCACAACAGCUACGAGGAUGCCAAGGCCUACGGCUUCAAGAACAGGCUGAUCAUCGUGUCGGCGGAGACGGCGGGCAACGGGCUGUACAACUUCAUCGUGCCGCUCCGCGCCUACUACCGGCCCCGCAGAGAGCUCAACCCCAUCGUGCUGCUGCUGGACAACAGGCCUGACCACCACUUCCUGGAGGCCAUCUGCUGCUUCCCCAUGGUCUACUACAUGGAGGGCUCCGUGGACAACCUGGACAGCCUGCUGCAGUGCGGCAUCAUCUACGCCGACAACCUGGUGGUGGUGGACAAGGAGAGCACCAUGAGCGCCAAGGAGGACUACAUGGCCGACGCAAAGACCAUUGUCAACGUGCAGACCAUGUUCCGGCUCUUUCCCAGCCUCAGCAUCACCACGGAGCUCACCCACCCGUCCAACAUGAGGUUCAUGCAGUUCCGCGCCAAGGACAGCUACUCUCUGGCUCUUUCCAGGCUGGAGAAGAGGGAGCGGGAGAACGGCUCCAACCUGGCCUUCAUGUUCCGCCUGCCCUUCGCCGCCGGCCGCGUCUUCAGCAUCAGCAUGUUGGACACGCUGCUGUAUCAGUCCUUCGUGAAGGACUACAUGAUCCCCAUCACCAGGCUGCUCCUGGGGUUGGACACCACGCCGGGCUCGGGCUACCUCUGUGCCAUGAAGGUCACAGAGGACGACCUGUGGAUCCGCACCUAUGGCCGCCUCUUCCAGAAGCUGUGCUCAUCCAGCGCCGAGAUCCCCAUCGGCAUCUACAGGACCGAGUGCCACGUCUUCUCCUCCUCGGAGCCUCACAACCUCAGGGCCCAGUCCCAGGUCUCGGUGAGCGUGGAGCACCACGAGGAAACCCGGGAGGCGCAGGGGCCCUGGGGCUCACGGGCAGGCACGGGUGGCGGCGGGCACACGGUGGGCGGCGGCUCGGCGGAGCGCCCGCUCCUGCGGCGCAAGAGCCUGCCGUGGGCACGGAGGCUGAGCCGCAAGGGCGCCCGGCACACGGGGAAGGCGGCGGCCGAGGAGAUCAGCCAGCAGCGGCUCCGCCUGCACCAGCGGUCCGAGCGGCAGGAGCUCUCCGAGCUGGUCAAGAACCGCAUGAAGCAUCUGGGGCUGCCCACCACUGGCUACGAGGAUGUAGCAAAUUUAACAGCCAGUGAUGUCAUGAAUCGGGUAAACCUGGGAUAUUUGCAAGACGAGAUGAACGACCAACAGAACACCCUCUCCUAUGUGCUCAUCAACCCUCCACCGGACACGCGGCUGGAGCCCAACGACAUUGUGUAUCUCAUCCGCUCAGACCCCCUGGCCCACGUGGCCAGCAGCUCCCGGAGCCGGAAGAGCAGCUGCAGCAACAAGCUGGCUUCCUGCAACCCCGAGACGCGGGACGAGACGCAGUUCUGAGUGCCGUGUGGAGCCCUCCGGGCCGACCUCGUCCUGCCAGGGUCCGUGGGCCGCGUGAUGCAUGAGCGCAGGGCCCCGACCCCCACCUGCCGCCUAGCCCAGAGCUGUUCCCGGGACUGGACCCGGUGACGGCCGAGGCUGCCCCGGGCACUACCAGACGCUGGUGGGAAGCCUUUUUAACCUGUUUUUACAAAUCUAUACAAUCCCUGGCCCUUUGCACAAACGCACCGCAACUCGUGACCGGGUCUGGCCGCAGUGCAGAGACAGGAGCCAGGCUGGACUGCAGAGGCCCGGGCCGGGGGCUCGCACCGGAGCAGGAGAGCACACUGCAGCCCCUGAACUUGCCCGUUUCCACGGCCACGGCUGGUAUUGAUUCCUGGGCCUUGCCCACAGCUCUCAGCCAAGCCACGGGGCGGUGGGCCACCCUUGUCUGCCCUGUGGGUCCCCUGUGGUCUCACUUGUGAGGGUCUGGCCCAGAGUCGGGCCGCAAGGGUCUCCGGAACGGUGAGGCAGGCAUGCGAAGGGAGCCUUUUCCAGAAGGAAAUGAAAAGCAGGAGGGUCCGCAGCGCGGCCGAGGCCCUGGCAGGGGCGGGGCAGGGGGCUCUGGAGAGGUACCAGCAGCCUGGGCUCGGUAGGAGGGAGGCGGGGCUGCUGUGAGACCCCACAGCGGCCUUGGACUUUGGGGAAGAGAAUCAGAUGACGGCCUUUUCCUCUGGUUUUACGCUGAACUUUCGCAGCCGCGCCAUCUGACCUCCUUUUAACACCAGACCUGAAGCACAAUUCAGCCGCUGGGCUACUAGUAGGCCCAGGCCUCCGCGAGGGACAUUUCUCCUUCUGAGGGAGGGACUCGGGGCACCACCGCGGUUCCUGUGUGACUCUUUCUGACAGGUUUUGCACGCUCAGUGCUGGGAACUUCUAUUAAAUGGAUGCAUCCUACAGACAAGAGGAUUGCUUGUAAGGCCUCCCCUCCAUGGCUUCAAGGUCUGGGCCUGGGUCUGCCCCAGCCGCCCAGUUUCAAGGGUUAGAGACACUUGCUCUGGUCUCCAACCCCCUGGUCCCCACAGGGAAGCCCCUACCCCAGGGAGAUGCUGCUGGCCUGACCAUUCCCGAAAAGCAGGAAGCAACUCAGGUGGUGGCGGGGACGGGGUCCAGGAGGGCUCCCUGGCGAGCUGCCUGGCCCUGGAGCCCGGCCGUGCCCAGGAGGGAUGUGUGCCCCUCGCCAGCACAAGGCAGCCGUGUUUGUCUUGGGGUGGGGCUCCCGCUCCUACAGAGAGUAUUCCCAGAGGCUGGCAGAGGAGCCAACGCGGCCCCCCACCCGGUGGGGGGUGGGGGGGCGGGGCCACACGGCUGCUGGAGGAGCCUGCCCUGAGGGAGGGGCACACGUGCAGCUCCUCUCCCCCACGCUGGCCGCCUGGGGACACUCCCGCCCAGAGAGCGUCUACAUGCCCAGGGGAUGGUGCAGGCUGUGGGCAGUCGGGAAGGGGGCUGACCGGGCUUGGGAGACCCCAGGGCCCUUGAUGGAGCAACAGGCCGCCAACAUGGGCUAGGGUGGCCUCUGGGGCCAGGGCCCGUCCCAGCAGGGUCAGUGGCUCCUGGGGUCCUGCCAGCGAGCGUCCUCUCCUGCACCUGCCACCUCUCCUGGCACCCACGCUCCAACUCCCUGAGGGGAGGGGACCCUGCUUGGCCGCUGGACCGGGGGCUCCAACCAGGUGGGGCUGCAGCUCCUGGAAUCCCACACGGGGAAGAUGGCAUCCGACAGGGAUCCUCAGGAGUUGUCUGACUUGAGUCUGGGGUGCACAGGACAGGCGGUGAGAAGUGGGGUUCAUCUCCAGACCGGGAUGCACAGUCAUACCCACUGCUAAGUGUAGACAGAGGGCCCAGCGGAGGCUGGAGACCUGCACCCGGGCGCCCUGACCGAGCGAGUAGAGGACAUUUCUCAAUGUUUUGCCGAGUUUUUCAAACAUAACAAAAUUAGAGGAAAACCUCUUUUAUUUAUUCCUAUAGAAAGCUGGUCAGAACAAUAACGCCAGCAACGUGCCGGCCAUUCCGGCUUGUCAAGGGCGCAGGGCCUGGGAACACCGGCUUAAGGUGCCCGCUCGCCCCACCCCGGAGCCAAGCGUUCACAGGCAGACGUGCGGCAGGUGCAAGUGGGAGCCCAGACUCGGGGCGGCCGCCCAGAAUCUCACAAAGAAGUGCGACUGGCAGCUGGGGGACGAGAAGAUACGGAAGCACAGCAAAUGCUUACUAAAGCCAGAGAAGGCAGAAAAGGAGAAAAAAAGGACGGCGGGCACAGCACAGUCCUUCACCCCAAGUCCACCCGCCAAAAGAGGAAGGAGGCCCCUCCUCGAGACGGCGCCGGCCCGCCCCGCGCCCCGGAGGCCGAACACGGAUGCAGGACCACAAGGCGGGCACCCCACGACGCUCUUGGCCCUCAUCUCGACCCCGGUCCACACCCAGUGGUCUCAGAGGUGCCUCUUUCUUUUGGGGGCAGCUGUGCGCCCUGAUGAGUGGGUCUCUCAGAAGAGUCGCAGCAUUUUCCUGUGAGAUUGGCGAGCUAUGGCUUCCUGCGUCCCAGGGUCCCCCGACGGGCGUGCAGGCUGGGGUCUGCCGUCCAGGACCUUAGUCCGCCCGCCCUGAAGGCAGCCCCGCCCACCUGGGGCUUGGGGGCCUCGGCUGGAGCCUCCAGGGGCAGAGGCUGGGGGAGCACCCCCGGCAUUCCAGGCCCCCAGGGGCGGCCAGAUGGCCAGAGCCACCUUUGUCCUCAGUGACAUCCGCAGGAGCUUGGGGGCCUAGCACGGUGGUCUCGGGGAACUCAGGGAUGCCUAGAGCAGGCCCUCCAGGCGGGGACUGUCAGAGACAGUCUGUUCCAUGGCCCCGGUCACAGAGCGCAGAGCUGGGAAUGACCAUCAGGUCCUCCAUGCCCCGGGCACCCUGCAUGGGCACCUCCAGGUACCCUCAAGGGCCUGCCUGGGGGGCCGGGGGGUGGCCACAUAGCACUGACCCGCACCCUCUGCAGCCCUUCUGCAGCCCCCAGCCUGGCACGUCACUGCUGGCUCCAAGAGGCCCGCUGGACCUGGAAGUGUGGUCCAGGCUUGGCUGCACCUUCCUCUCUCCAGGAAGACACCCUUCCUGGCAGCCUGGCCUCCAUCAGGGACCUGACUGUGGCUGAGUUCCCAGCAGGCCCGAGGCCUCGCCUGUCAGGGGCAGACGGCUUCCCUCCCAGGUCCUGAACUCAGGCCGCUGCCUGGAAGAUGGAGAAGCAGCAGACCAUCCGUCCUUCGGGGAGGGGCCUUGGUCAGGACUCUGCCUCGCCCUCCUCUUGGGCGCCUGGGCAGCCUCGGGGGCCGGGCAGCCAGGAGGAGGUGGUUCAGGGGCACGAGGUUUGCACUGGGGAAGCGGUGUGAGCGUGUGGAAUGGGGGGCAGAGCCCGUGUCCACCCCUGACGCUCUCGUCAUGGCACUCUAAGACCCUGCCUGGUCUGGCUGUGGGGUCCCUGUCACCCCAGGGCCUGUCCCCUCUCACGAGGACUUGGGGCUCUGAGGCUGCAGGCUGUACCCGGUCCCGCUGUGGGCCCUGCUCUCCCACCAGGGAGGGGACCCUCAGGCUUGAGUCUCAUACUUUAGGAGACUGUGGUGGGGGGGGGCGAGGGGUGCAAGAUGAGCCUUGGAUAGAAAAAGCAGCUCUACCCAGGACUAUUCCUCACCAGCCUCCCCCAAGUUCCGAGUGACUGAGGCCCAAGUUAACAACGUGGGUUCACAGUGGACCUCCAUUCUGGCCCUGGUCACCUGCAGGGAGACCACCCGGCCCCUGCAGAUCCCUUCUCUGGCGGGGACCCCUGUCACCUCAGAGCGGCUCCUGGUCAGGGGGCAGGGUCCUGGAAGGUGUUCAGGGAACCUGGCCCCGAGGCAGGGGUCCUCGAAGCCAAGCGCCACACCUCCAGGGUCCCUCUGGGUCAUGGUGGGGAGGACGGCUCACCCAGGCCGCCUUCCUGCUGCCCCGCACCGUCCCAGGGACCCGGGCCACAGCCCCCAGGACGGCAGGGGCUCCACACUCGCUGGGCGUCUGCCACAGCCCGUCGUCCUGCCCAUCUCGGGGCCGGCCCUUCAGGCCAGCAGCUCCAAGAGUCCGGACGGAGGGGGCCCAUGGGGAGCUCAGUGCCCACCUUGGCUCUGAGGCAAUCCCUGUGGCUGGUUCCCGGCUGCCCUCCUGCACAGGGGGGUUUGGGGGUCUUCCCAGAGGAACUCCUCCCCCAGGGCCUGCCCCAAGAGCUGGUGCUGAGCCUGGGUCCUCACUGAGGCUGGACGGGGAACCAA